GCUACUUUGGCUAGGGUUUUCUGCAACUACACACAGACUCACCAUGGACGACGCCUUCGAAAUGGAAGAUGUCUCCACAUUCUUUUCAGAAGAUGAGGACUUGUGUUCUUCAAUCCUCUCUCGUUUAUCAACCUCCACUCAAGACGACCACCAGCACCUCUGCACCACAAUUGGCGCCAUAUCCCAAGAACUUAAGGACCAUAACCUCCCUCUAACUCCAGUCGCCUACUUUGGUGCCAUCUGCUCCUCCCUCGACCUUAUCCUCUCCUCUUCCGACCAAGACUCGUCCGCCCACCGCAUCGCUUCUCUCACCACCCUUCUCUCUAUCGUUCUUCCUAAACUCCCGUCGCCAAUUCUCAAAAAGAAGGGAGAUUACUUAAAGGACCUCGUCGUCCGCGUUAUUCGAUUGAACUCUGUUACGGUUGUUGCCACUGCUUCUGGAUUGAAAAUUUUAUCGCGUUUGCUAAUCAGUAGAGGGAGGGUCAAUUGGUCUGAUGUGUCGCAGAUGUACGGCGUCAUUGUGGGGUUCAUGACUGAUCCACGUCUCAAGGUGAGAAGGCAGUCACAUUUGUGUGUCCGGGAAAUCCUACUAAGUUUUCAAGGAACUCCGCUAUUGUCACCGGCAAGUGAAGCGAUAACAAACAUCUUUGAGAAGUUUCUUCUGCUGGCUGGUGGAUCAAAUUCAAACUCUAAUGAUAAGCCGAAAGGAGCUCAGGAGGUUCUUUUUAUGCUGGAUGCUUUCAAAGAGUGUCUUCCUCUAAUGUCAAUGAAAUAUACGACUACAAUCCUCAAGUACUUUAAAACCCUCCUUGAACUUCGCCAGCCGCUGGUUACCAGGCGUAUAACCGAUAGUCUUAAUGUAAUUUGUAUCCACCCUACACUGGAAAUAUCGAAUGAAGCUCUUCUUGAGCUGUUAUGUUCAUUGGCUCUUUCUGUUUCCACAAAUGAGAUUAAUGCGGACGGAAUGACAUUCACUGCUCGUUUACUGAAUGUAGGAAUGAUAAAGAUCUAUUCACUUAAUAGGCAAAUAUGCGUGACUAAACUUCCCAUUGUAUUCAAUGCCCUCAAAGAUAUUUUGGCGUCUGAACACGAGGAGGCGAUAUUUGCAGCCACCGAGGCAUUAAAGAGUUUGAUAAAUGCUUGUAUUGAUGAAAGCUUGAUCAAACAGGGAUUAGAUCAGAUAAAAAAGGAAAACUUAGAUACAAGAAAAUCUGGGCCAGCUAUAAUUGAGAAACUGUGUUCAACUAUUGAGAGCUUACUUGAUUAUCCCUAUAGUGCAGUAUGGGACAUGUCGUUUCAAGUAGUUUCAACGAUGUUUGAUAAAUUAGGAAACGAUUCUUCUUAUUUAAUGAGGGGAACCCUUAAGAACUUGUCUGACAUGCAGAAUCUGCCAGAUGAAGAUUUCCCUUACAGAAAAAAGCUGCAUGAAUGUGUUGGAUCAGCUGUUGGCGCAAUCGGACCUGAAACAUUUUUAAGCCUUCUUCCUCUCAAGUUAGAGGCUAAGGACCUUUCAGAGGUAAAUGUUUGGCUGUUUCCUAUACUGAAGCAGUAUACAAUUGGUGCUCGUUUAAAAUACUUCAAAGAGAACAUGUUGGGUAUGGCUGGAUUGAUGAGGCAGAAAUCUCAAAAGCUUGAACAAGAAGGGCGGGUUCUUGCAGCAAGGAGUGCUGAUGCUCUUGUCUAUUCCCUGUGGUCCUUGUUGCCUUCAUUUUGCAACUAUCCUCAGGAUACUGCUGAAAAUUUCAAGGAAUUGCUGGGAGUGUUAUGCACCACCCUUCGUGAAGAACAUGAUAUUCGUGGAAUUAUAUGCUCCAGUUUGCAAUAUCUAGUUCAACAAAAUAAGAACGUUCUGGAAGGAAAAAAUGAUUUUAUUGGUGUUGAAAUAAGUAAUGCCAGACGGCUAGCAAUGGCCCGUUAUACACCCCAGGUUGCAGCUGAUAACUUGAGUGUGCUGAAGUUGUGUGCUCGUGAAUUAUUGUCUAUUCUGUCACGUAUCUUUUUGGAAACUGAAAAAGAUGAGGGAGGUUGUUUGCAGUCCACAAUUGGUGAAUUCGCUUCCAUAGCAGAUAAAGAAGUAGUUCCAAGGUUAUUCAAAAGGACAAUGCAGGGUCUUUUGGAGGCCACCCAGGAGGCUGGGAAAGCAAAAAGUACUAGAAAUUCUUAUUCUAUGCAGAUUGAUGAUUCAUCAAAUGAAAGCUCAUGUGUUUUCAUAAAUCUUGAUCUUAACUGCAGGGCCCGACUAUUUGACCUGGCAGUUUCACUUUUGCCGGGUUUGAACGCCAAAGAGAUUGAUGUUUUAUUUGUUGCGGUAAAAGCUGCAUUAGAGGAUGAUGAAGGUUUAAUCCAAAAGAAGGCAUACAAAGUGCUUUCGGUUAUUCUUAGGAAAUGUGAUGGGUUUCUUUCAUCAAAGCUUGAGGAAUUGCUUGGAUGUAUGAUUGAAGUGUUGCCUUCAUGCCAUUUUUCUGCCAGGCGCCACAGACUUGACUGUUUGUACUUUAUCAUAGUUCAUGUAUCCAAGGACAAUUUUGAGCAGAGAAGACGUGACAUUCUUAGCUCUUUUCUGACUGAAAUAAUACUUGCACUAAAGGAGGUUAAUAAGAAAACAAGAAAUAGAGCUUAUGAUGUCCUUGUCCAAAUUGGCCAUGCUUUUGGGGAUGUAGAGAAUGGUGGAGGGAAGGAAUACUUACAUCAGUUUUUUAACUUGGUAGCUGGGGGACUGGCUGGAGAAACUCCUCACAUGAUCAGUGCUGCUGUGAAAGGCUUAGCUCGCUUAUCUUACGAGUUUUCUGAUCUUGUUUCUAAUGCAUAUAAGUUACUUCCUAGCACAUUUCUUCUCUUCCAAAGGAAGAACAGAGAAAUCAUUAAAGCCAAUUUAGGUUUUUUGAAAGUAUUGGUGGCUAAAUCACCUGCUGAAGGGUUGCAAAUGCACUUGAGAAGCAUGGUGGAAGGCUUGCUCAAGUGGCAAGAUGACACCAAAAAUCACUUUAAAGCCAAGGUUAAGCUUCUUUUGGAAAUGCUUGUCAAGAAAUGUGGCAUUGAUGCUGUUAAGGCUGUAAUGCCAGAAGAACACAUGAGACUCCUUACUAAUAUAAGAAAGAUCAAGGAGCGGACAGAGAGAAAAUUUGCAGUUAACCCUGAGGAAACCAGAUCUCAUUUUUCUAAAGCAACUACUUCAAGGCUUAGCCGAUGGAAUCAUACAAAAAUAUUUUCCGAUUUUGGUGACGAAGACUCCGAGAACAGUGAUGCAGAAUACAUGGAUACAAAGACAGUUUCUGGUCGACGGAGCAAGGCUUCCUCACAGCUAAAGUCCAAAGCAUCAUCAUUAAGGGUCCAGAAAAAGCGUAAAGCAGAUAAGAGCUUGCCAGAAGAUUUGUUUGACCAGUUAGAAGAUGAGCCACUUGACUUACUUGAUCGGCAGAAAACAAGGUCAGCUCUUAGAUCAUCUGAGCAUUCCAAGAGAAAGUCAGAAUCAGAUGAUGAUCUGGAGAUAGACUCUGAGGGGCGCUUGGUGAUUCAUGAGGGAGAUAAACCAAAGAAGGUAUUGCAUUCAGUCCCUGAUUCAGAUGCAAGGAGUGAAGUAGGCAGUAUUAUGUCCAUGAACUCCACAAGGAAAAACCAGAAACAUAGGAAAACGUCUGAGUCUGGAUGGGCAUACACUGGGAGUGAGUAUGCUAGCAAGAAGGCAACUGGGGAUGUGAAGAGGAAGGGCAAGCUUGAACCGUAUGCUUAUUGGCCUCUUGAUCGCAAGAUGAUGAGCCGUAGACCAGAGCAUCGGGCAGCUGCUCGGAAAGGUAUGGCUAGUGUGGUAAAUAUGGCCAAAAAACUUGAAGGGAAGAGUGCGUCGACUGCUCUUUCAUUGAAACCCAUAAAUUUUAAGAGUCAAAAGAAAGGCAGCAAGAAAACAAGGAAGUAAAAGACCAUAUACACUGUGAUGAAAUUGGUUGGGAGAUAUGCAUUCCGGGUCGUGAAGAUUUUUGUUAAUAAAUUAUACUAAGUUAUAGGCAUUGGGUUUUUGGAAAUUCAUGUAUCGGAUAGUACAAUGCUGUGUAUAUAAUUACAUAGUGAGGGGAAGCUGGUCUUAGGAAUUUUUCUUUUUUUCUUUUUUUUUUUAUUGUCUGCAAUUGAUCUCAUUUUAAUUUGUUAUCUUUGGGAAUGGUAUGAUCUGGCUUAUGUAAUAUGAGUACCAAUUGAACGUCUAACACCUUUUACAAGAAUGUGUUAAAGAUGGUGGUGUUUUGGUGGGAA
Molecule: messenger RNA, 4245 nt
Organism: Pistacia vera
Lineage: Eukaryota; Viridiplantae; Streptophyta; Magnoliopsida; Sapindales; Anacardiaceae
Product: RRP12-like protein
Exons: 18
Coding region: 44-3913 (1289 amino acids)
Source: RefSeq, a predicted model, not a curated record